Helianthus annuus (common sunflower) is the source of this 1194-nucleotide messenger RNA. Its product is annotated as probable LRR receptor-like serine/threonine-protein kinase RPK1. The transcript has a single exon. Bases 1 to 1194 code for a protein of 397 amino acids. Lineage: Eukaryota; Viridiplantae; Streptophyta; Magnoliopsida; Asterales; Asteraceae. The record is from RefSeq and is a predicted model, not a curated record. Gene Ontology annotation, biological process: protein phosphorylation. Gene Ontology annotation, molecular function: ATP binding; protein kinase activity.
AUGAACCUCCUGGUUGCCGUGUUUAAUCUGUUAUUCUUCUCUUUCGUUUCGGGCGAUAACGCAUCGGGCCCACGACACCACCGUCGGUUCCUCGUUGGCCCGACGGAUGGCAAGAGAACGGGCUUCCGCCCGUUCGAAUUGAUGCUGAUUUUAGUAGCAGCAUUAAUUGUUCUAAUUCUCAUAGCUUUGAUUAUUGUUUACUUUUACAUGAAGAGGAUGAAAAAGAGUGCCCGAAUCGAAAUCGAAAUGGUCCCAUCGCCACCGCGGACCGGGCUAGAACGCCUUGUGAUAUUUAAAGAAGUGGGCGUACCGUUAACUUUCAAUACGGUCGUGGAGGCGACCGGGAAUUUCACUUCACGGUAUUGUAUCGGAAGUGGCGGUUUCGGGUCGACGUACCGGGCCGAGAUAUCCCCGGGCACGAUCGUGGCCGUGAAGCGGCUCACGGUAGAAAUGUGUCAAGGAGUACCGCAGUUUAACGCGGAAAUCCGUAGUCUCGCACAGAUCAGACACCCGAAUCUUAUUACGUUAAUCGGCUAUUACGCGAGCGUGUCCGAGAUGUUUCUAGUUUACAAUUAUCUUCCGGGUGGGAGCUUGGAAGAGUUUAUACAAUUGAAAAGAAACCGUGUUACGGGCGUGCAAGUGGUUAGCAAAAUCGCGCUUAACGUGGCGGUCGCACUCGCGUUUUUACACGACGAGUGUAAUCCGCGGAUACUCCACCGCGACGUAAAGCCGAGUAAUAUUUUGUUAGACAAUGAUUUAAAUGCGUAUUUAUCAGAUUUUGGGUUGUCACGUCUUUUGGAGGGGUUCGAGUCACAUGUGACAACUGGGGUUGCGGGGACUUUUGGAUAUGUUGCACCCGAAUAUGCUUUGACGUGUCGGGCGUCCGAUAGGUCAGAUGUGUAUAGCUACGGUGUGAUGCUUCUUGAACUGAUUUCGGAUAAACGGGCUUUGGACCCGUCGUUUUCAAGUCAGGAAAAUGGUUAUACGAUCGUGUCGUGGGCGGGUAUGCUACGAAGAGAGGGGCGGAUGGAGGAGGUUUUCGCUCCCGGAAUGUGGGAAGCGGGGCCGGAAAAAACGUUGCUGGAUUUGUUGCAAUUGGGAUUGAUUUGCACGGCUGAAGCGGCCAUCGGGAGACCUACGAUGAGGCAAGUUGUAAAGAAAUUGAAGCAGAUUCGAUACGUUUUUGACUGUUGA